Schistocerca cancellata (South American locust) is the source of this 1902-nucleotide messenger RNA. RefSeq lists its product as uncharacterized. Bases 937 to 1599 code for a protein of 220 amino acids. NCBI's taxonomy places the organism in Eukaryota, Metazoa, Arthropoda, Insecta, Orthoptera, Acrididae. The record is from RefSeq and is a predicted model, not a curated record. The transcript is spliced from 2 exons.
UUUGUGUUAGAAUUAUACUUCAAGCAAGAAAAGUAUUGAGGAUACAUAAUUUACGCUACAUACAUGUUCUUAAAGUGCCAGUAAUUGGAUGGUUUACCCUACAACGGUUUAUUUCUGGUGAUUAAUUUCCUGUGGCUUGUGGCUUUGUUCCUCUCAACAUUGCCAGUGCAUUUGACAGCCAUCCUGUGAGUUAAUGACGAAACUUGAUGGGCACAUUUAUAUUACUGCUUAAUGAUGCAAUAAUGUAGUUUCAGAGGCAAAAGUGCGUAAAAAAUAUUUUCUCAUUAACGUGAUUUUAGCGAAAUUUAAUGUUUUGUGUGGCUUAUGACUAUAUCUCACGCAAAUUCUUAAACUAUUUUGCUCUUCAUAUUAUAGCUUGAAAUAAGUGGAAUAAAUGAAGAAUCACCCGAAAAACCAAAGCCUCCACAGAAAACGAAGGGAAAUAUUGAUCAGUGGAAGAAAAAUAAAGCGAAACAUCGACGAAAUAAUGGUCAGCAGUAUAAGUCUUUAAAAACCCACAAGACUGUUCACAGGCUGCUACUAUAGGAAGUCCCUGUACUUGUUUAAAUGAAUGCUUCACAAAACUGUUUGGAGAGGAAGAAAACAUUUUUCGUUCAUUUUGGGACAUAGGAAACUUUAAUGCCCAGAAUACUUACCUGAUGAGCUGUAUGAAAAUGGAACAAAAAAAGCGGACGUUUGUUCACUAUUUAAAUACAAAUGGUUUAAUAUUUUGUAUAUUUAUUUCAUUUUGUUAUAUUUGUCAUAAUUUCUUUCAAAGCUAUCCAAAAGACUUCCAAGAAAAUAUCAUCCAGGGAUGUUACAUUUUCUUAUAAUGUGAGGGUAUGCGGAAUAGAAGUCAUGAUCUGCAAGAAAGCUUUCCUAAGGGUUCAUGGCUUACAGAUACAUGCAUGAAGAGUGAGGAAUUUGCAACCUCAAAUGAAGCAGGGAUUUGCAGUGCCAAAAGAAGAUGGAAGAGGAAAACAUGGAAACUACCCACAUAAAUUUCAAGAUGAAGCUGUACAAAGUGUUAGAGAAUUUCUCAACACCAUACCGAAAUAUAACAGUCAUUACAGUAGGCAACAGAACCCCAAUAAAGUGUAUUUGGAUUGUGAUCUCACAAUUUCUUCCUGCUUAUUGAAGUACUUGGAGAUAACUAAUCCUCAGACAAAACAUCUCCACAUAAUCACAGACAACUGCAAGGGUCAGGCAAAGAAUUGGACUAUUAUUGCUUUGGAAAGGUCCCUUGUUGCUACCAAAAGAUUUGAUUCCGUCCAGCAUUACUUCCCUGAGGUAGAUCACACCAUGCUACCUUGCGAUCGUGAUUUUGGUCGCACUGAACGUUAUGCAAGAAACAGACGUCCAAUAGUGUACACUCCAGAUGAAUGGGCAGAAGUAAUAAAAUCUGCAAGUCCAAAACAUUUCAUUGUAACUAAAAUGGAAAGAGAAGACUUCAGAAGUUUGGAAAGCCUGAAGACAUUGAUCUCAAAACAUACAGAACCCACGUCUGGAGAUCCCCACCAUUUCAGUGAAGCUACUCAAUUUAAGUUUGAGUCUGAAGAUCCCUUCAAGCUAAGUGUAAAGCACUAUUAUCAGGCAUAGGAGCUUUCAUGUCAGUGGAUAUUCGUGUCAGAAAGGCUAGUUGAACCAAAUCCAUACCAGCUGCCAAUAAAGUACAGAAAGCUGCUACCAAUUAACCAGAAAAAAAUUGAUGAUGUACUGUCUCUUAUGCCAUACAGACCUACAGCAGAUUUCUUUUGGUCAUGUACUGGAAAUAAAUGUACUGGAAAUAACAUGUACAAUGAUGAGGUAGAGGAACUUCAUUGAUGUAACUGUAUCAAUGAAAAAGUAAUUUAUACAUCUCAUAUACCUGAUAUGUAUAUAUUAAUGUGUAAAAAUUAUAUA